Phytomonas sp. Hart1 is the source of this 309-nucleotide messenger RNA. The record is from the annotation of a GenBank genome assembly. NCBI's taxonomy places the organism in Eukaryota, Euglenozoa, Kinetoplastea, Trypanosomatida, Trypanosomatidae.
AUGCGGCUGCCGCUUCCUUUCCACGUCUCCCCGUGGGGGGAUGGAAUAGGUUGGGAGGUCGUGCAGCUUCGCCUCCAGGGCGCGGGUGCGGCGCUCCUCGCGGUGGUUGGCAUCCAGCCAAAACAACACCUCCCGGCGCGUUCGCUCCUUCGCGAGGAGGGCCUGGCGGAGUUUGGCUUUGGUGGUUUUGUCGUCCUUCCCGGGGACCCCGUCGGCCGACUGCUCCCUCGGCGGCGUCGGCGUCCGGGGCGGGGAUUCCAGGCUGACCGGGGGCCACCCCACCAUCUCGAGCUUCAUCCGGUGCGUUAA